GUUUGUUUUUUCUGCUGGCGUCGCCCGGUAAUCGGAGCAGCACUGGCGGUCAGUGUUUAGCGUGUGCUAUUGUGUGCCACGAAACAUUCGUUAGUUACAUUAAAUAGAUGCUGCGAUGCCAGACGUAACUUUGAAGGGAGCCGAGUGCAAAAAACAAACGCUGAGAGGGCUGUAGUUCUUUGUUGCUGUUGAAGCAGGGGACGUUUGCAGAUACUCUCGGACGGGCCGAGGCGAGCGGAGCAGCUCUGCAGUAAAAUGGCAACCCCCUAUGUCACAGAUGAAUCCGGAAAAUACAUUGCUGCCACUCAACGUCCUGAUGGAACAUGGAGGAAGCCCAGGCGGGUGAAGGAUGGUUAUGUCCCCCAAGAAGAAGUUCCGGUUUACGAAAACAAGUAUGUCAAGUAUUUCAAGAGCAAACCAGACCUGCCACCUGGCCUGAACACAUCUGAUGCUGAGCCAAAGCACCAACAGAAAAUCCCUGGUUGUUGUGACAGUGAGGCUACCAGUCUCUCAAAGUCUGCCAAACGCAGUAUGAAACGUAAAGAAAAACGUAAACAACAACAGCAGCAGCAGCAGCCAGGCGAGGAUGGGGACAUGGAUAUAGAAUCUGUCAGCGAAGCUGUUGAGGAGAUGUCUGUUUCAGAGGGUGCCGAGCCUUCAAACCAGGCAGCAGCUCCAGUGUCCUUCUCUUCUCCCACCGAUUCUUCAGCAGCAGCUGAAAAGGCCAAAAAGAUUAAAAACCUGAAGAAGAAGCUGAGGCAAAUUGAGGAAUUGCAACAGAAGGUAGACUCAGGGGAAAUAAAACAACCAACAAAAGAUCAAUUGGAAAAGCUCGGUCGGGCAAAACCCUUACGAGAUGAGUUGAAGCAGCUUGAGAAGGAUUCUUGAAGCAAUAAAGGUCAGAUUUGGACUGACAGGACAUACAGACUACAUACUGAAAGACAAGGACGGGGUCUUUUCAGCUUUGUGAUUUUAGCUUCCAUCAAACGUAUUCUACUUAUUUGAUAUUCACCAACAACUUCAGCUGAGGAAGUGAACACAGUCUGAUCACCUUUCAAGGCAGAGA
This is a messenger RNA of Thalassophryne amazonica, 1066 nucleotides long. It is a transcript of the gene pym1, whose product is annotated as PYM homolog 1, exon junction complex associated factor. Gene Ontology annotation, biological process: exon-exon junction complex disassembly. Bases 256 to 888 code for a protein of 210 amino acids. The transcript is spliced from 3 exons. Gene Ontology annotation, cellular component: cytoplasm; exon-exon junction complex. The record is from RefSeq and is a predicted model, not a curated record. Gene Ontology annotation, molecular function: RNA binding. Lineage: Eukaryota; Metazoa; Chordata; Actinopteri; Batrachoidiformes; Batrachoididae.